Messenger RNA from Zygosaccharomyces rouxii, 1113 nucleotides. It is a transcript of the gene KRE28, whose product is annotated as Kre28p. The record is from RefSeq and is a predicted model, not a curated record. Gene Ontology annotation, cellular component: chromosome, centromeric region. The coding region runs from base 1 to 1113 and encodes 370 amino acids. The transcript has a single exon. Lineage: Eukaryota; Fungi; Ascomycota; Saccharomycetes; Saccharomycetales; Saccharomycetaceae.
AUGAAAUCUGAUUUAGACGGUUAUGAAGUUAGAAUUAAAAGUUUAGAAAACCAAACUGCUCAUUAUAGUGAACAAGCGUUGUUGGAACAGGAACAGAGGGUGCUGGCAUCACUUCGAGAGAUAACUCAAAAUGUAAUAGCUAUGGGACAGGAGAAUUCGUUAGUCGAAAUUAAAGGUGAACUCGAAUCCAAAGAAGAAAGUGAAUUGGUAAUUGAUCCGAGCGGUUUCCAAGAAAAGAUCGAUACUUUUGUAGAAUUGGUGGAAUUAUUGAAAGUCACCCAUUUGGAACAAGAGACAUUAGAUAAUUUUCUUCGAUACACAAUAUCAUCUUCUAAUCUUUUGCAAAUUAAUUCGGUGCAGGACGCCAAAUAUGUGGAAUUAGAAUCACAAGUAAAAGAGUUGGAACAAGGUACGUUGGAGAGCCAUAAAAGAGAGAUCGAAGCCACCAAGGGUCAAAUAAAGAACUUAUGCCAGGAGUUAAGUAUGGCCCAAGAUUCAAUCAAUGAGACUUUCUUAGACACCUCUAAUGCCUUGGAAGAGUGCGAUGCUCUAUUAAACGAAUUGACUCAAUUACGUAUGGAAAAACAAACUAGUGAGGAAGCCGAUACGAUCGAAGAUGAUCCAGUAUCACAAACCUACGAAGACUGGGAAUCAUUGCAAAAAUCCAAGUUGGAAUUGCGAUUAUUAGAGGAGGAAACGUCAAGGUUGCAGUCUCGUGUAGAGUCGUAUGAAGACUAUCAAAAGAGAUCGAGGCAGUUGAGUAAUAAUGACCCACGAAUGUUACAAAAUCAUAAGGCGCUAGAGCUAUUAGUGGAACUUUGGAUGACAAAAUUUCUACCGCAACCUGGUAUCUCCCACCUAGAACUUUUCCCGCAAUCACGCAAGUUCCAAUUCGAUGUAGAGCCCACAUUUACGGUGGUCAUUACACUUGCAGAUCAGACAACUUUUCAAAAUGUUCAAGUGUAUAGAAAGGAUGCUAAAAGUCUCGUAAUGGAUCACGGAUUAAAUGACGAAAUAAAAAAUAGUUAUCUGGGAACCAAUAAUAUAUACAAUGGGCUAAAUGAUAUAAUACAUACGUUACAGAGGAGAGUGCAAGCAAAAGGUUCCAAUUGA